Molecule: messenger RNA, 3252 nt
Organism: Nerophis lumbriciformis (worm pipefish)
Lineage: Eukaryota; Metazoa; Chordata; Actinopteri; Syngnathiformes; Syngnathidae
Biological process (GO): regulation of transcription by RNA polymerase II
Molecular function (GO): DNA-binding transcription factor activity, RNA polymerase II-specific; RNA polymerase II cis-regulatory region sequence-specific DNA binding
Source: RefSeq, a predicted model, not a curated record
ACUAGAUCAAUGUGACACCUAGCGGAAAUAACCAGCUGAGUCUCAGGAGUGGGCGGGUUAUCUGUGGUAUUUAAUGUUUGUGUGUUUGAAGCAACGAUGGGGUCAGUUCAUUAUUUGAGACAAUUUGUUAAUGAGCGACUUACCGCUGCUGCGGACGAAAUAUUUGGUGUUUUUGAAAGGACUAUCGUCGAGUACCAGGAGAAGCUUGAUCGCCAGCGGCGGCUGGUGGAUGUCCUCUUGAAACCCCAAAUCAAAGUGUGCAGGAUAGAGCUCCAACACGAAGAGGAUGAGGAGGAUUUGAGUGAGCAGAGGCUUUAUAAACAAGAGAACUUCAGUCUGGACCGAGAAGAUGAUGUUAUUUCGAGAGAGUACACAGCAGCAACAGUACCUGCAGAGCUCCAACAUGAAGAGGAUGAGGAGGAUUUGAGUGAGCAGAUGCUUUAUAAACAAGAGAACUUCAGUCUGGACCAAGAAGAUGAUGUUUAUUCUAGUGAGUACACAGCAGCAACAGAGCUCCAACAUGAAGAGGAUGAGGAGGAUUUGAGGGAACAGAGGCUUUAUAAACAAGAGAACUUCAGUCUGGACCAAGAAGAUGAUGUUAUUUCUAGAGAGUACACAGCAGCAACAGAGCGCCAAGAUGUGGACCAGCAACAGCUUUGUUGGCAGGAGCGGAACUCCCUUCUGGAGCAAGAGGAGCCAGAAACACCCCAGAUUAAAGAGGAACCCUGCAGCAGUCACGAAGAAGAAGAGUUUCGAAAUACUUUUUUAUCCCUUCCUAUUAGUGGAGAAAACUACAAGACGGAGGAGCUAAACGAAAGUCGGUUGGAAGAUCAGACUGACUGCUUUGCAGCCUUAGAAGCAGGCGAUGACAAGGUAGAGGGUGACACCAACAGCAAGGUGUUCAAAUGUGACUACUGUGGGAAAGCUUUCACUUUCAGUUGCAAACUGAAGCGACACAUGCUGAGCCACACCGGAGUGAAACCUUACUCCUGCAAGACAUGCGGGAAGACAUUCAGCCAGCGCUCCAAUCUGAAAAGACACUCCAUGAUCCACACGGACGAGAAGCCGUAUUCCUGCAAGAUGUGCGGGAAGCAGUUCAGGAACGCGCACGAGGUGAGCACGCACGUUAGGACUCACACGGGCGAGAAGCCGUAUCCUUGCGACACCUGCGGGAGGAGCUUCAUUCAGCUGUCCAUCCUCAAAAGACACGCCAUGGUCCACACGGGGGAGAAGCCCUUCCUCUGCAACACCUGCGGGAGAGGUUUUAGCCACCCGUCCGUGCUGAAAAGGCACGCCAUGGUCCACACGGGGGAGAAGCCGUACAUCUGCAACAUCUGCGGGACAAGAUUCCGAGCGAGCAGUACCUUGGCCAAACACAGGAGGGUGCACGUGGGGGAGAAACCACACUGCUGCCCCUCACAGGACAAUUACGUUGGGGAGAGUCAUUUAAAAAAUAAAGUGGUCGUUCUUCAAGGCAAAAUGGUCGUCUUUGUCACGGGUCAAGUCAAGUCAAUGCCGCAAUGGAUGCGCCCGCUUGUGGUCGGUUCCAAGCAGCGUAACACCAAGCCGGAAGUACAACAAACAAUCGCUGCUACGUUAGCCACUAAAUGCCAACAUAGCCGCUCAGCCUUUCGCUGGUCACCGCCAAUGUCAGCAGCACACACAACUAUGUCGAAGUUCCACCACCUCAGGACUUUUGUCAACGAGCGACUGACUGCCGCCGCCGAAGAGAUAUUUGGUGUUUUCGAGAAAACUAUGGUCGCCUACGAGGCGGAGAUGGAUCGUCGGUUGAAGCUUCUGGAUGUGGCCUGCAAACCCGCACACAGAGCAGAAUCGCCACAGCCGAGUUUGUGUCCCCAGGAGAGCAUCUCCAGUGUGGAGCAGGAGCUUCAAGAGCCCACACACAUUAAAGUGGAACAAGAGGACCUUCUCGAUGAAGAGCAUCUUCUUCCAAAGCAGGAGGAUUACUUUUCCAAUCGUGAAGCCCUUGGAGCCUGGCCACUUGUUUUGGACUGCGAGCAGAAUGAAAGUGAGGCGGAAAAAGACGCCACAGCUCCGAGGUUACGAUCAGAAUCGGAGAGUGGUGACUUUGAUGCGUCAGGACUGAACGGCGAUCAUCCAAUGCUCUUCCAGGACUACUAUCCAGAAAAUAACCAGGAGUAUAUCACUGACAACAUGGCGUCCACAUCUGCUCGAAGCAUUAAGUUGGAAUGUCAUGACCAGGACCUGGAGAACACAGACAUUCAUUGUCAGGGGCAGCUUUUUGAGCAGCCUUUCCACUGCGGCACCUUCCACGCAGACUCCCACUUGUACGCCCAAGUAGACAUGAGGGCCCUCUCUACCGACAAACCUUUCAUUUGCAACAUUUGCGGGAAAGGAUUCGGUUUCAAACGUUACCUGGCGCAGCACAUGAUCACCCACUCCGCCGAGAAGCCGUACGUCUGCAGCAGAUGCCGGAAGACUUUCCGGCGCCAGCAAGCUUUAAAGAUCCACAUGAGGUGUCACACGGGCGAAAAGCCCUAUUUCUGCAAAACCUGCGGGAAGAGAUUCUGCCAGAGCUCAGCGCUCAGAGUUCAUCUAAGAGUCCACACGGGGGAGAAACCAUAUCCCUGCAAAAUGUGCGGGAUUGGAUUCCGUAGCCUGCCGGUGCUGAGAAACCACAUCAGGAGGAGCCACGAUGGAAAGAUGCUGUAGAUCCUCAAAUGAAAGGAUGUAAAUGAAGCCUUCAGACUUUCCUGGUGACUGCUCACUCCUGGUUGACCAUCAAGGAAAUCACAGACAAGACCGCACAAUUAAAUAAAGUGCAACACUCUGGUAAAGACAUGUUUCAUACACAUCAUAAUAUAUUAAUAUUUGGACCACAGACUUUUCUAAGCACAUCUUUGGCCACAUUCACACUGCCUGAUUUGGAUUUUUUAUUAUGGUAAAUACCGUCUUUUUAUGUAUUACCAAAAAGAUUUCUAAUGUGAGUCUGUAAAGUAGCCCGCAUGCACGUGAUGUCACACUGUGUUUACAGAAGUAAACAUUGCUCCAUUUGUCGUAACUAUCCCUGCCGGCACGUUUAUGGCAAUUUCAUGGAAACACUCACACACACACACACACUUUAGGGAUAUUCAGCUAAACUGUUCUGGCCGCCACAUUUCCAGAAAGCGAAGAACCAGGGGGCGGGACUACUUCUUAUUCGUCUUAUUUUGUAUAUUGCAGAUAACCAGGGUCCUCUGUAGUAGAAAUUUAAUUUUGGUGUGUUUAUUU